AUGAUCGCUAAUAACUUUAAUCCAGAUGACUUUGUCUGUCCAACCGAUGAUAUUCAACGCACCCAAUGUCUGGGCUAUAAGGACUGUCUGUACCCAAAGGCCGGUAAUUGUCGUCAAUUCAUACAAUGCGAAGUGAACGCCGACGGACGCACCGGUCGGCCAACGGUUAAAGACUGUGCCGCAGAGCUCGAGUGGAACGAUAGGGACAAAUACUGUGUCUAUCCGGCGCAGUCCACCUGUCCUCGACAGACACCCACCCCAUCACCGACACCAGAGACUACGCCAGAGACUACACCUGAGACUACAAUUGAAACCACACCUGAAACUACUCCCAGGACUACGCCUGAGAUCACAUCUAAGCCCACAACAGAAGGGUCUACAGAGCCGUCAACACAGCGGCCAACCACUCGCCCGACUAGACCGACAAGACCUACGAGACCUACCCGUCCGACCAAACCUACCCGUCCCACAAGACCUACCCGUCCCACAAGACCUACACAUCCGACUAGACCUACACAUCCGACCAGACCUACCCGUCCCACAAGACCU
This is a messenger RNA of Medioppia subpectinata, 549 nucleotides long. The record is from the annotation of a GenBank genome assembly. Lineage: Eukaryota; Metazoa; Arthropoda; Arachnida; Sarcoptiformes; Oppiidae.